AUGUCGAGCGGCACCGCGCCGCCGCACGUCGUGGAGAACCUGCACGGCGUCCUCCAGCUCUUCAGCGACGGCUCCGUCGUUCGCGGCGACGAGUCCGCCAUCAUGCCGGCGGGGCGGUUCCCGGACGUCCCGGGCGUCCAGUGGAAGGACGUCGUGUACGACGCGACGCGCGGCCUCAGGGCGCGCGUGUACCGGCCGCCUGCGGCCGCCGCCGGCGAAGGCCGCAAGCUCCCCGUGCUCGUCUACUUCCACGGAGGCGGCUACUGCCUCCGCGAGUACGACCAGCCCAUGUUCCACUCCUGCUGCCAGCGCCUCGCCGCCGAGCUCCCCGCCGUGGUGCUCUCCGCCCAGUACCGCCGGGCGCCGGAGCACCGCCUCCCCGCGGCGGUCGAGGACAGCGCGGCGUUCCUGUCCUGGCUGCGCGCCCAGGGCGCUCCCGGCGCUGCCGCCGCCGAGCCGUGGCUCGCGGAAUCCGCCGACUUCGCGCGGACGUUCGGGACCGGCGUGUCGGCCGGCGCCAACCUGGCCCACCACGCCGUCGUCCGGGUCGCCUCGGGGCAGCUCGUGCUCGGCCCGGCGCGCGUCGCCGGGUACGUCCUCUUCUCCGCCUUCUUCGGCAGCGUCGAGCGCGUGGCGUCGGAGGCCGCUCCCCCGCCGGAGGUGUCCCUGACGGUGGAGACGACCGACAAAUUCUGGCGCCUGGCGCUGCCGGUGGGCGCGACCAGGGACCACCCGCUGGCGAACCCGUUCGGCCCGGACAGCCCGACCCUGGAGCCGCUGCCGCUGCCGCCGGCGCUCGUCGUGGCGCCCGGGCGCGACGUGCUCUGCGGCCACAUGCUGCGCUACGCGGCGAAGCUCAAGGAGAUGGGAAAGGCCGUUGAGCUCGCCGAGUUCCCCGGGGAGCGGCAUGGCUUCUCCAAAGGGCAGUGGAGCGAGGCUACAGAUGAGCUGAUCCAGAUCUUGAAGCGGUUCGUCCGUUCGUGCACAAAUGACUCUGAAUGAGGUGAACCGGGUCUUGAGUUGGUGAAAAUGGUGUUGGUCUUCGUGUCUGCCAUUCAUCUUCAAAUGUAAUCAUGUCUUCCCUCCCAACUCCCAUGAGGCCAUGACUACCUCUACCUUCCUCUUUUCUGGCUUGAACAAAAUCACCAUCUUGCCUCAAGCCACUCUGAUGCCGUCA
Molecule: messenger RNA, 1177 nt
Organism: Panicum virgatum (switchgrass)
Lineage: Eukaryota; Viridiplantae; Streptophyta; Magnoliopsida; Poales; Poaceae
Product: probable carboxylesterase 15
Exons: 1
Coding region: 1-1002 (333 amino acids)
Molecular function (GO): hydrolase activity
Source: RefSeq, a predicted model, not a curated record